Molecule: messenger RNA, 2477 nt
Organism: Oncorhynchus tshawytscha (Chinook salmon)
Lineage: Eukaryota; Metazoa; Chordata; Actinopteri; Salmoniformes; Salmonidae
Gene: anapc7
Product: anaphase promoting complex subunit 7
Exons: 12
Coding region: 110-1807 (565 amino acids)
Biological process (GO): cell division
Molecular function (GO): protein binding
Source: RefSeq, a predicted model, not a curated record
CAAUUUUCCUGUUUGACCGCUAGGGUAUUACAACUCAUACUGUGGUACUCUAUUCGCCUGAACAGGACAACUUUAUGCCCGUUUAAGCAAGCCAUCAAACUACAUCAAAAUGAACGUCAUAGAUAAUGUGAGGGAUAUGGCCGCCGCGGGACUUCACUCAAACGUUCGGAUAAUUAGUAGUUUACUGCUGACAAUGAGCAAUAACAAUCCAGAACUGUUCUCACCAUCCCAGAAGUACCAGCUGCUGGUUUAUCAUGCAGAUGCCAUCUUCCAUGACAAGGAGUACCGUAAUGCUGCUUGCAAGUACAACAUGGCACUGCAGCAGAAGAAAGUGUUCAGCAAAACUUCUAAAGUGCGGCCAUCUACCGGGGGAACUGCAUCCUCCUUGCAGUCACAGAGUUUUCCCUCAGAGAUUGAGGUCAAGUAUAAGAUUGCAGAGUGCUACACCAUCCUGAAGCUGGAUAAGGAUGCAAUUGCAGUGCUUGAUGGGAUUCCAUCUAGACAGAGAACCCCAAAGAUCAACAUGAUGCUGGCUAAUCUGUACAGGAAGGCUGGACACGAACGCUCUGCUGUCACAAGCUACAAAGAGGUCCUGAGACAGUGUCCCUUGGCACUGGAUGCCAUCAUUGGUCUCCUGUCUCUGUCAGUGAAGGGUGCUGAGGUGGCGUCCAUGACUAUGGAUGUGAUCCAGAGUCUUCCCAACCUGGAGUGGCUCUCUGUGUGGAUCAAAUCCUAUGCCUUCAUACAUGCAGGGGACAACCACAGAGCAAUCAACUCUAUCCGCUCCCUGGAGAAGAAGUCUCUAAUGCGUGACAAUGUGGACCUGCUGGUGAGCCUGGCAGAUGUGUACUUCAGGGCAGGUGACACAAAGAACUCCAUCCUGAAGUUUGAGCAGGCCCAGAUGCUGGACCCUUAUCUGAUCAAAGGCAUGGAUGUAUAUGGCUACCUUAUGGCACGUGAGGGGCACCUGGAGGACGUUGAGGUCCUGGGAGGAAGGCUGUUCAACAUCUCAGACCAGCAUGCAGAGCCCUGGGUCAUAUCUGGAUGUCACAGCUUCUACAGUAAGCGCUACUCCCGGGCCCUCUACCUGGGUGCCAAGGCCAUCCAGCUGAACAGCAACAGUGUGCAAGCCCUCCUCCUGAAAGGGGCAGCACUGAGAAACAUGGGCCGAGUGCAGGAGGCCAUCAUCCACUUCAGAGAGGCCAUGCGCCUGGCGCCCUGCCGUCUGGACUGCUAUGAAGGUCUGAUUGACUGUUACCUGGCAUCCAAUGGGAUUCGAGAGGCAAUGGGGAUGGCCAAUAACAUCUAUAAGACCCUGGGAGCGAAUGCCCAGACUCUGACCAUCCUGGCUACAGUCUGCCUGGAGGACCCUGUGACCCAGGAGAAGGCCAAAACCCUGCUGGACAAGGCGCUAGCCCAGAGGCCUGACUACACCAAGGCUGUGGUCAAGAAGGCAGAACUGCUAAGUCGGGAACAGAAAUACGAGGAAGGGAUUGCUCUUCUCAGGAAUGCCUUGGCCAAUCAGAGCGACUGUGUGCUGCACAGGAUGCUGGGGGAUUUCUUGGUGGCGGUCAAUGAUUACCAAGAGGCUAUGGACCAAUACAGCAUAGCACUUAGCCUGGACCCGAAUGACCAGAAGUCUCUGGAAGGAAUGCAGAAGAUGGAGAAGGAGGAGAGCCCUGCUGAUGCCACUGUGGAGCUGGAUGGAGAUGACAUGGAGGGCAGCGGGGAGGAUGGAGAGCUGGAAGGUAGUGACAGUGAGGCAGCCCAGUGGGCAGACCAGGAGCAGUGGUUUGGCAUGCAGUGACCCAGGCCCACUGCAGAGACGCCAGGUGCACAGCGGGGGGCUGUGGGAAUAUGCCACACAUGGGCAUCAUGGGUUCCUGAUAUAAUGUUCCGGGGGACUCUAUAUGGGUGUAUACAAGAUACAGGUGUAUAAAGCCCCAUCUCAGGGUUAUAGACGUCAUCAUAGCAGCCACUGAGGUUUGGGGAGGAUGCAUUUUACAACCCAGCAGCCCAAAAUUAUAACCUGCCAUUCCACGUCUCCUUCCCUUUGCAAUCACUGAUUAGUUGGUAGGUGAAAAUGAACGUUACUAACCUAUUUCAUACCCAUCAGGGGUCCAAGAGUAGAGGCUAUACAGGAUUGUUGGGCCAUGGCCCCGGAGUUUCCUUGUUUGUUGGGUUAACACAAGAUAAUCUGAAGCCAGUAAUCAUUGAAAUUAUUCUUUUUUUGUUUGUAAUAUUUGCAUGUAUUAACACAUAUUGAUGUGAAACUUGUGACAUACUUUCCCUUCUGAAUAAUCAGGCAACUUAAGACCUGUGUGUCAAUCAUGGGGUCAUUUAAUUUGACAUAUUCUUUGCAAAGUAAUGUUAGUUUUCCAAUGCAGAUGUUUAACCGUGUGUGUGUGUGUGUGUGUGUGUGUGUGUGUGUAGGAGAUAUAAAAUCAUGACGUCUGGUCUCAUGCCCUGACAUUUUA